AUGGACCGAACAGAUGACCCUUGCACAACUCCUAGAGACGGGAAUAACCCUAAUAUUUAUUCCCAAGAACUUUCAACAGGCCCAUAUUCAUUAUUAACUGGCUCUCCUUAUGAUCAAGCAGCUCCUCCUCCCACAUAUCUAUCAAUUAAUUAUUUAAACAGAGUUCGUCCUACAGAUAAAGAAUCUCAACUUCAAGGUUACGAAUUUAUUCCUGAAGGAGGUUUAAAAUGCAUAGACGAAAGAGUUUUAUCAAAUCAACGAGGAAUCAUUCUUGAUGUAAUUGCUCAGGUUUCUGCUUGCUUGAUUAAAGGAAAAGGAGUUGUCGGAUUAAGCUUACCUAUAAGGCUUUUUGAGCCUCGCUCAACACUUGAAAGGAUGCUUGACCGCUGGAGUUUUAUGCCUGCAUUUUUCAAUAAUAUAGCAGAACACAAUCAUUUAGAAAGGUUUAAAAGGGUCAUCGCGAUGGCUGUGGCUGGGCUUUAUAUCAGUCCAUCCCAAGAAAAACCAUUUAAUCCUUUAUUAGGAGAAACCUUACAAGCAGAAUGACCAGAUGGGACCAAAGCUUAUUGCGAGCAUACAGUCCAUCACCCACCAGUGACGAAUUUUUAUAUACUUGGAAGAGAGUUCAAGAUGUAUGGACAUUUAGAGCUGACUGGAAAAUUCAAAAAAAAUUCAUUAGUAGGAGGAUUGCAGGGAAAAGUCAAUGUAGAGUUCAAUGAUGGACAAAUUGUGACUUUUACGUACCCUCAGUUUAAAGCUGGAGGAAUUAUUAUGGGAACCAGAACUGUGAAUUGGGAAGAAACCAUGAGUUUUGAAGACAAACAAAAUCAAUUAAGUGCAAAUUUAGUUUUUGGAGCGGCUAGGAAGAAAAGUUUAUUUAAGAAAGCUAUUGGUAAAGUGGAUGAUUUUAAAGGAGAAUUGCAACAAAAUGGAGGCAAAUUGUGCGAUAUUGAAGGGAAUUGACUUAUCCCCUUGUAGGUACGAAAAAAUUUUAAUUGCUUUUAAAUAAAUUUUUGUUGCAUUGCAAAAAUUGGAGAGGAAAAAUUAAUUUAAUUAAUUGGAUUUAUAUUUAAAAUGGAAGCUAUUUAAUAAUUCAAAAAAAAUUAUUAAAUAGAGAUUUUCAUUAUAAAAAUUAUAAAAAAUGCUUUCUUUCGAUGGGUGGGUUUUCGCCGAUAGAUAUGAAUUUUCCUAUUAUUUUACUCUCUAAUGGGAGGGAGAGUUAGCAAUUUAGUUAUUGAUGGGGUAGAAUAUUGAAAUAUUAAUUUUCAACAGCCAGUAUUUCAUUAUUUUUCAACUUAUCCUUUGCCAAGUGAUUGGAGAUAUAGGGAAGAUUUAGUAUGGCUUGCCAAAGGGAAUUCAGAGAUUUCACAGAAAUGGAAGUUAAAAGUGGAAAAUAAGCAAAGAGAUGAUAGGAAACUAAGAGGGCUUAAGCAUUAA
Blepharisma stoltei is the source of this 1437-nucleotide messenger RNA. The record is from the annotation of a GenBank genome assembly. NCBI's taxonomy places the organism in Eukaryota, Ciliophora, Heterotrichea, Heterotrichida, Blepharismidae.